Messenger RNA from Rotaria socialis, 3300 nucleotides. The record is from the annotation of a GenBank genome assembly. Lineage: Eukaryota; Metazoa; Rotifera; Eurotatoria; Philodinida; Philodinidae.
AUGAAUGCUGGUAUUGAUGAAACAAACAACAGCGAACAUCGCUCAUUGUCAAAUAGUACAGCAUCAUCAUCGUCUAGUGUUCGACCAAAAGAAGAAAAAAUUUGUCUUCAUUCAGCAAGUUCUAAUGAGAAUUCUAUUUUAACACAAAACAAAAUGUAUACAGCAAGUAAUCGUACAGACGAAGAAGAUUCUUCAACAGUACCAAAUCAUACUGAAGAAAAUCCAAUGAAUAAAUCAUUUAAAAGAAAAGUUGUAUCAUUUAGUGCAAUGCCCUGUGAAAAAAAAGUUGCUGAUGUUCAUGACUGUCUUCGUUAUAUGCAAGAAGGAAGUGAUUUUCUCAAAGUUCGUUCAUAUGUUCGACAAUUUCGUCGUUUAUAUAAAUUAAAUGAUAAUUUAACAGCCAUAAGUUGGUAUCCAACAUCGAAAAAACCAUCAAAAGCAAUUAUUACAAUUGAUUCGAUAAAAGAAGUGCGUUUAGGAAAAACAACUGAACGUCUUCGCGAACAUGCACAACAAUUUGAAAAUGAAUCGAUGCUUUCGAUCAUCUAUACUGAUGGAAAUAAUGAUUGUGCUGCAUUGGAUCUAGUUGCAAGUAGUCCCGACGAAGCAAAUAUUUGGGUGACAGGCUUAUCAUGUCUUAUUGCUCGUCACGGGAGUCCUCUUACACCAGCAGAUUUUGAAGACCGACAAAAGAUGCGUGAUCGCUGGUUACGUGAUGCCUUCGCUGUUGGAUUAUCAUCUUCGGCAAGUGAAUCUGAGCAAAUUAAUCAUAAUGAAUAUCAAACACUCUCGGCGAAAAGCUCCAUCGAUGAAGAAGAAGCUGUAAGAUUACUUGGAGAUUAUGGAAUUUCUCAAGAUAAAGCUAAGAUUAGAUUACAAGAACUUCAAACAAGAAAACAUGAAGACGGACGUGGACUAUUUUCUGCUGAAGAUCUAGUUGAUGUUUUUAAAAAACUUACAACUCGACCAGAAAUCUAUCAUCUUUUAGUCAGAUAUUCUCGAAAUCAAGACUUUCUUUCAACAGAAGAUCUUACAUUAUUUCUUGAAGCUGAACAAGGCACGUCUAAAGUUACAAGUGAAAAAUGUGCAGACAUUAUUAAAAGAUUCGAACCAUCAACUGAAGCAAAACUAUUAGGACAUUUAGGUAUAGAUGGUUUUACGAAUUUUCUUCUAUCACCAGAAUGUGACAUAUUCAAUCCAACUAAUGCAUCAGUAUGCCAAGAUAUGGAUCAAUCACUCAAUCAUUAUUUUAUAGCUUCAUCUCAUAAUACAUUUCUUUUGGCUGAUCAAUUAAAAGGUCCGUCGAGUGUUGACGGAUUUAUUCAUGCUCUAAGGCAUGGCUGCCGUUGUUUGGAUCUUCAUUGUUUUGAUGGUUCCGAUGGUCAACCGUCGAUACAUAAUGGAACGUUAACGUCUCAUAUUCCUUUAAGUGAAGCACUUGAUGUUAUUAAUUCUCAUGCAUUUGAAAAAACAGACUAUCCGUUAAUCUUAUGCAUAGAAAUACAAUGUAGCAUUAGUCAACAAGAACUUGUUGCUCAAUUAUUGGUUGAAACAUUCGGUGAAAAACUUGUCCUUCAUUAUAUUUUAUUAACCAUGAAUAUUAAUAUAAAUUCAAACAAAAAUCGAUCUCUUCCAUCUCCAAAUGAUUUACGUGGAAAGAUUAUUAUUAAAAGUAAAAAACUACCACCAUGUUUUUCCAAUGAAAAUAAUAAAGAAUACGGUGAAAUUAUUGACGAUGCAGAUUGUUAUGAAGUUACUCGAAGGAGAUCUAGAAAGGAAUCAAAUAGCAAAAAACAUCGAAAAUUAUCUAGAGCAUUUUCUGAUCUUGUUUGCUUACUUCGUUCAGCACCAUUCGAAGAUUUCAAUGCUGCAUUUAAUGAACAACAACCUGAUCAGAUAUGUACGUUUAGUGAAAAUGCUGGUCUUCAUCUAGCAACGAGUGAUGCCGAAGAAUUCAUUAAUUAUAAUAAACGUUUUAUAUCACGUGUGACUCCUGGAACAUGGCGUGUUGACUCAUCAAAUCUUAAUCCGCAAGAUUUUUGGAAUGUUGGCUGUCAGAUGGUGGCAAUGAAUUAUCAAACAGCUGGAAAAUUUAUGGAUGUAUAUUUUGGUCGUUUUCUAACCAAUGGUAAUUGUGGUUAUGUUCUUAAGCCACGCUAUUUAAGAUCCGAUAAUACAGACAUAACCGCAACACCGCCAUCAAUAGUCACCGGUAGAUUAUCUACUAAUCUCUAUUCAUCUAAUACACCUCAAAUACUUCAUAUAAAAAUAAUAAGUGCUCUACAUCUUCCACGACCGGAACAAGCUGAAUUGAAAGCAAAUUCUAUCGAUCCAUAUGUUGUUGUACAAAUAUUUGGUGUACCAACAGAUUCAGAUGAAGUACGGACAAAAACUGUUUAUCACAAUUCGGAGAAUCCACAAUUUAAUGAAGCAUUUGAAUUUGAAAUCGCUUUUCCCGAACUAGCACUCGUCAGAUUUGUUGUACUUGAUGAUGAUUCACUUGAUUAUGACUUCAUUGGACAAUAUACAUUACCGUUCGAAUCUAUUCAAACAGGCUAUCGACAUGUUCAUCUUCACACUAUGAGUGGAGAACUUAUCGCCGAUGCCUACCUAUUUGUUCAUAUUGUUAUUAAUAGCAAAUGUUUGGCUGUUAAACCCCGCCGAUCAUCAUCCCGUUAUCAUUAUUCGUUAAUGCGUCGUAAAUUGAGUAUUGCGUCAUUUCGACCAGUGUAUCAUAAACAGAUCGAUGAUCUAUUUAAAUCGGCUAUUCAACCAUUAGAAGCAGCCUUCGAAUAUCGUCAUACUGUUGAACAAAGUCUUCAUGGAUUAAAUGAGAUGUGUGGUUUACCUGAUAUAUCAAAUGUUAAACAAUGUGUUCGAAAAAUAGCUACCCGAUUACAAAAAGCAAAUCUAGUUGGCGCUGUUGCUAUACGAAAUAACUCUGAUGUGCCAAUCUUUGAAUAUUCAACAACAUUGCCGGAAUUAUCUCGCCAGAGUGUUGCAGCAUUAGAACAAGUCACUAAUCAAUGCCGAGCUUUAAUAGAUAAUGGUACUGUCAUACAUAAGAAGUUAGUGAGUGUACAAACGGAAAUAUCUGAUUUAAGUAAAGAUAUUUCAAAAUUACUUGAAACAAAUGGUUUACGUGGAAAAAAAUUUACCAAAGCUAUUGAUAAUUUCUCAGGUAAUCUUGCUUUAUUGCGUGGCCAAACUGAUUUAUUGGAUAAAGCUAAAGAAGAUGCUACUAUUACAAUUCGACAGAUUCUUGAAGCUGCUGAAACAACUCAUUUGCUUCUAUCAUGA